Messenger RNA from Alternaria alternata, 1211 nucleotides. RefSeq lists its product as hypothetical. Gene Ontology annotation, biological process: 'de novo' protein folding. Gene Ontology annotation, cellular component: endoplasmic reticulum; endoplasmic reticulum membrane. The record is from RefSeq and is a predicted model, not a curated record. The transcript is spliced from 4 exons. Bases 105 to 833 code for a protein of 242 amino acids. Lineage: Eukaryota; Fungi; Ascomycota; Dothideomycetes; Pleosporales; Pleosporaceae.
UCCUCACACCAACCUCCUGCCCUCGCGCACCCACGCUCGCUUUCGCACACCACCGACCAUCCACACUCGUUCACGCACCCACACCACACCACACCACACCAACCAUGUUGUCACGGAUAGCAGCGCUGCUGCUCUCAGGAGCCGCCAUUCUGGGCGCGCAAGCCCAAACAGCCGCCCUUCCUGCAGAACUCGUCGGCACUUGGACGAGCAAGGCGAACUCAACCAUGACCGGACCUGACUUCUACGACCCCGUAAAUGAGAAAUUCACCGAGCCCAAGCACACGGGCAUCAGCUACUCCUUUACUGCGGAUGGGCAUUUUGAAGAGGCAUACUACCGCGCUGUCGCAAACCCAACAGAUCCCAAAUGCCCCAAGGGCAUAAUCCAAUGGCAACACGGAACCUAUGAGAAACUCGCAAACGGUUCUCUGGUCCUCAAGCCCAUUAAGGUGGACGGCAGACAACUUUACUCCGACCCGUGCUUUUACAAGAACUCCGUCUACACACGAUACAACGCGAGCGAACUAUUUGAUCAUUACGAGUACGUUGCCUCGGACGCCUACCACAAGAUCCCGCGCAUCACCCUCUACAAAUGGGACGGCGCGCCCAUGAUGCCUCUGUACCUUGCCAUGUCCACGCCGAAAAUGCUACCCACCACAACCCUCAACCCUCUCGUGACGCAAACCCCUUCAGCCAAGAACUCGAAGCGCGGCGAACUACCUAUGAACCACGAAGUGCUGUACAAGAGGACGCCUGGCGCCGCCAGGGCCGAGCAGUGGUGGUGGUUCGGCGUUUUUAUGACAGCGGGUGGGAGUGUGCUCUACUACUUCUUCUAGAAGCGCAAUGGACACUACGGCAUUGAGGAAUAGCCGUAGUUGGAGACGCUUGCACAACGCCAUCACUGGAUAAGGCGUACAUCGGAGUUUGGCAUAUUAAAUGGCACGGAGCAUUUCUUUCUAAUUGGAUUCACACGACAUGGUUGCUGGGCUGAGAAGAGGCGUUGGUGGCAUCCAUCAGACACGAGUCCUCAAAAACACCUCAUGUUCUCAUUAGCUAACGAGCGAGCGGGCGUAAUUUGACCUUUGGAGAAUCUGUAGACAAAUCAUCAUGUAUAGUUCAAUACACUUGUUCGAACUCAGACAGAUUUCUUGAUCAGCGUUGCCUGCUAUCGCAUGCCCCGAAUCUUUCAACAACAACACUGUUAUCUCCCCCGC